AUGGGGGCAGAACGAGCGGCCUACGGGAAGCACCCGACCUACCACGGAGUUCGGUGCCGCAACGGCAAGUGGGUGACAGAGAUCCGCGAGCCGCGGAAGGAGAGCCGAAUCUGGCUCGGCACAUACCCGACGGCGGAGAUGGCGGCCGUGGCCUACGACGUCGCCGCCUACGCGCUGCGCGGUGCUCAACUUCCCGGGCGAGGUUGCGUCGCGCCCCGCCCCAACCACGGCGUCCCCAGCCGCCAUCCGCGCGGCAGCCAAGGAUGCGGCUGCGUCGUUGCUGGGGAAGGCCAGGUUGCUGGUGAACAUGGCAGAGGGAAUGCUUUUGAGCCCACCAGCAUGGAGCGCGCACCACUCGCCGGAGGUCUUAGAAUGGGAGAGCCUGUGGAGCUAUCAAUAGUCCGUAAACCCUCCUUGCAUACGCAGAAUCGUCCAGUUUAG
Messenger RNA from Musa acuminata AAA Group (dessert banana), 441 nucleotides. RefSeq names its product ethylene-responsive transcription factor ERF023-like. The transcript has 2 exons. Lineage: Eukaryota; Viridiplantae; Streptophyta; Magnoliopsida; Zingiberales; Musaceae. Bases 1 to 441 code for a protein of 146 amino acids. Gene Ontology annotation, molecular function: DNA-binding transcription factor activity; DNA binding. The record is from RefSeq and is a predicted model, not a curated record. Gene Ontology annotation, biological process: regulation of DNA-templated transcription.